AAUGUGAUUAACAUCCCCAAAUAAAGAAAAAGCAAAAACAAACAUACUGAAAGAAAGAAAAGAACCAAAACAAAACAAAACAAAACGGAGACGUCAAUGGUUCCAACUUCCAUAGCAAUAACCUCUGAUCUCUCCUGAUCUCCCCACCCCGACUCUAAUCCCUCUCCGCCCGUUCCAUGGCCUCCUCCAUGCCCACAAUUCUCACCACCACCACCACCACCACUACCAUCAUCUUCCUCUUCCUCUUACUACUCCAAUCUGCCGUUUCCAAGCAACAUUUUCUCUCUGACCCAGACCCAGAUUCCACCAAUACCAUCACUGACUGCACCAACCGUCGGAUCCACAUCAGACGCCUUCCCUCGCAAUUCAACCUCGAUCUCUUAUCCAACUGCUCUCAGUACCCUCUUUUUUUCGACUUCUGCCCCUACCUUCCCAACCAUGGCCUCGGUCUGAAGACCCAUUCCCGUUCCCACAGCUGGUUCCGCACCGACACUUUUAUGCUCGAGCUUAUCUUCCACCGUCGUAUGCUCGAGUACCCUUGUCUCACUCCUGAUCCCGACCUCGCCAACGCCGUUUACCUCCCUUACUAUGCCGGCAUCGACGCCCUCCGUUACCUCUACGGUCCCGAUGUCAAUGCCAGCGCCGAACACGGCCUCGAGUUGUUCCGUUUCGUUCGGGAUGAUAACCCCCACAUAUGGGCUCGCCACGAGGGUCAUGACCAUUUCUUGGUCAUGGCUCGGUCUGCUUGGGACUUCUCGCAAUCUCUGGACAACGAUCCUCCCACGUGGGGCACUUCGUUUCUCCAACUCCCCGAGUUUUACAACGUGACGGCUUUGACGUUGGAGGCCAGUGCUUGGCCGUGGCAGGAGCAAGCGAUUCCGUACACGACGUCUUUUCACCCGCCGAGCCUCACUUUCUUGGAGUCCUGGAUACGCCGCGCGAGGCGGUCGAGAAGGUCAACCCUAAUGCUCUUCGCCGGAGGCGGAGGGGUCUCGGCAACGCCCAAUAUCCGGCGGAGUAUCAGGACCGAGUGUGAGAAUGAUAACUCGACUCAAAGUCUUGGGGGGUACGAGAAAAUGUGCGAAGUCGUGGAUUGCUCUAAUGGGGCGUGUGAGCACGACCCAAUAAGGUACAUGAGGCCGAUGUUGGAAGCAACCUUUUGUUUGCAGCCACCGGGAGAUACACCUACGCGGAGAUCCACUUUUGAUAGCAUUCUUGCUGGGUGCAUUCCGGUUUUCUUCGAAGACUCGUCGGCGAAGUUGCAGUAUAAGUGGCACUUGCCGGAGGAGGAGUACGGGGAGUUCUCGGUGUACAUACCAAAAGAGGAGGUGGUGUUUAAGGGACUGGGGAUUUUGGACGUGUUGGUAGGUAUACCUAGAACUAGAGUUAAGAGGAUGAGAGAGAAGGUGUUGGAGUUAAUGCCGAGAGUAGUGUAUAGAAGACACGAGAGUUCGUUGGGUUUAAGAACAAAGAAGGAUGCCUUUGAUAUUGCAGUCGAAGGUACUCUGCAGAGGAUCAAGUCUAGGCUUAAAGAAGUGGCAUUGGGAAAGAUCUCAUUCAACAUUACAAGAAAAGAUGCAUUCUUGAUUCAUUUAAAUGAGGACCGUGGUAAUGCUGAUACUGGGGAGGCAGAAGAACAAUGGAAACUAGAACAUCAUUGGACGGAGAAAAAUAACUGAAUUUUAUUGAGGGGAGGUUUGCCAAAGCUUAAAUUGUAAUAAAAGCAAACAACAAAAAGGACUGACGGAGAAAAUGCCCCUUUUUCAUCUACUUUA
Molecule: messenger RNA, 1775 nt
Organism: Carya illinoinensis
Lineage: Eukaryota; Viridiplantae; Streptophyta; Magnoliopsida; Fagales; Juglandaceae
Product: probable xyloglucan galactosyltransferase GT19
Exons: 2
Coding region: 177-1679 (500 amino acids)
Molecular function (GO): glycosyltransferase activity
Source: RefSeq, a predicted model, not a curated record